GUGUCACUCGGUCUGGUAGCGGCAGCCGUUGCGAGAGGAGUGCUGCGACGUCAAAAAAGCUCCAGUUUCCGAGGAUGAAACAAAGCCGUCCUAUUUUAAAGACGGUGUCCGGCAUUUCUUAAGUUUUUAAAUAACACCUGCGGCUGAGCCAAUUCCGCCAUGUUUGUGUUGUGAAAUAUUCGCCGUGUCAUAAUUAGUCUCGGUUGUUAUUGUUGUUGUUGUUGACAAAGCUAACGUCAGACAAGUUAAGCUCCUCGGCUAACCCCAUUUCUUAUCUCCGGGACUAUAAGACUCCAGCAUGCCAAAGGAGGCAGACCAGUCAGAGGGUAGAGGAGACAAGGAUGCAAAGGACGAGGGCACGCAGGAGGCAUCUGAGGAGACAGGGAGGAAGCGGAUCCGCGCAAACACUCCGAGCCCUCACAGAGGAAACACUCCACAAGCCAGCCCACCCAGGUUUGUGUCCGUGGAGGAGAUGAUGGAAACGGCUAAAGGCGUCACCAACAUGGCUUUGGCUCAUGAGAUAAUGGUCAACCAGGCUUUUCAAGUCAAACCUACGGAGCUCCCCGAAGGAAGCUUGGAGCGCAGAGUGAAGGAGAUUAUGCACAAAGCCUUUUGGGAUUGUUUGGAGGCUCAAAUGAUGGAGGAUCCGCCGUCGUACGGGCAUGCCAUCAAACUUCUGGCGGAGAUCAAAGAGACGCUGCUGUCGUUCCUGCUGCCAGGACACGGUCGCGUGCGCUCCCGCAUCGAAGAGGAGCUGGACCUGCCUCUGAUCCAGCAACAGGCUGAAAAUGGAGCUCUUGACAUCGGUCGACUGUCCCAGUCCAUCAUCGGCAUGAUGGGCUCACUGUGCGCCCCCUGCAGAGACGACGACAUCAACAAGCUGAAGGAGAUCACCGAUAUUGUGCCUCUGCUCAAGGCCAUAUUCUCUGUGCUGGACUUGAUGAAGGUGGACAUGGCUAACUUUGCCGUCAGCAGUAUCAGACCUCAUCUGAUGCAGCAGUCUGUCGAGUACGAGAGAAACAAGUUCCAGGAGUUUCUGGAGAAACAGCCGAAUGCCUUAGACUACACUGAGAAAUGGCUUGAGGACACAGUGAAAUGCCUGAGAGAAGCAGAGACAGCCGGUUGUAGCGCUGCCUCAUCCGACUCCCUCCUCCAUCUCAACGUCCAUAAUCAUGCCUAUCUUCGCCUGCUGAAGUGGGACCAUGCCUCCGACCCCUUCCCAGAGACGGUGUUAAUGGAUCAGGUCCGUUUCCAGGAGAUGCAGCAGGAGGCCGAGCGAUUAGUCCUGCUUUCCGCUGUGCUCCUCAUCGUCUACACCACAACGGGGGAGGCCAUUUCAGGUCUGCCGGGACUGAUGGAGACCCUUAAAAACACUGUUAACGUCAUGCUUGCAGACAUGCACGCGCCCUCUUUCAGCAUGCAGGAGGCCUUAGCGACCAUCGGUGAGAAACUCUGUGUUGAGCUGAGUCAGUGUCUGAGCCAGCACGGCUACUCUCCGUUCUUACCUGAUCGAAAGAACACGCUGAAGGGGCAAAUCUCAGCCAUCAUGCAGCCUGACAACACAGUCCGCAAGCUGAUGGAGCAAAGGGUGCAGACCUAUCUCCUGGCCUCCCUGGAUUCCAGUCAACACAAGGCCCUUCACCCUCUCCCAGGAGGUCUGGCUCCCGUCAGCAGGGAGCUAAAAGAGCUCGCCGUCCACUUCAGUCGCAUCGUCAACUUCAACAAGCUGGUCUUCUCCCCGUUCUAUCAAAAGAUCCUCCAGAAAAUACUCACGUCAGUGGAGAGUCCCAGCGCAGAGACAUAAGCACUACAAUAUGGAGUACGGGUAACGUGCAGAAUGUUAUGUAGUUUUAAAGUUUCACCUCACUAGUAACUGGAGGUGUAACGGUACACACAUUAGUCCCAAACUGUUUGGUACGCUCAAUUUGGUAUAAUAUUUCCUUAUGUAACUCCUCCUGGAAGAAAUUUCUAGACCACGCAAAACGUUUUGGCCGUCGUUGCUUGCCGGUAUUAGCAUUGAAAGCUAAUUGUAUUUCCCUCCCUGUGAUGAGAAUAAUUACUUAAACACUUCCUGUUUCAACUUAAAAGCCCUGUAGCAAUUCAAGCUUUAACUUCUUUUAUUGUGAAACAUUUCUUCAAACUAUUAACAUUGACUGAAAUAGGACAACAACACUUAAAAUGAGUAAAUAUGUCUUCACAUCAUCACAAGUUCACAUUCCCGUCCAGUUUUGUCAAGCUAAGCUAAGUUGACACAUAACAAGCGUUCAAACGUGUGAGCCUCGCAACAGCAAAUAAAGAUACUUCCCAAAAUGUUAAACAUUUUACAAUCAUAACAUGCCAUAUCUCUGAGGGUUGGCUGAAAAUAAAAGAUACAUUUUUACAGAUUUAGCUGCUGAAAAAGGUAUUGAAUCCAGAAGAACAAAGUGCUGAAAGUAACAGUAUUAUAUUGUUAAACUGAGGUUAUUUAAGAAGUUUAAAGGCACAUCAUAUGAGUUUAUUCAUCCAUUUUUGAAGCUGUAAAUUAAUUACCAGUUUGUAUUUGAGAAAAUAAAUGUUCUUGUGCUUAUGUUCCUAACCUUCCUAAUAGACAUUUGUUAUUAUUUUUUUUUAUCUUAACGGCUCAACUUCUUUUGUUAUUGAUGGUAUUUCAAGGUUUGAGUGCCUUAAGUGUUCCAGUGAGAUUUAAUGACAAACAAAGCAUGUUUACGUAUUUUCAUUUUUUGAAAAUGAAUGAGGCGUUGGGAAACAGGUAGCAUUUUUGUACUUCUACCAAAAAAUAGGACUCCAAAAACCAAGGACACUGGACAUUUUGUGUGUAUCGUUACACCCCUACUAGAAACAGUUAAGAGAAAAUGAGUUGAGCUAGCUAACCACUGAGUUAACCGGAGCCUGCACCUUAAAAUAUAAAAGCUACCACCACACCUGCGUUGAUUUGGUGUUUAUUUACCAAAUGUCUGAUCUCAUAAUUGUAACGGUUCCAUCGUCUCAUAUUUGCAGUAUUUAUUAGCACAGCUGGUUGUCAUUGCAGAUAGUUUGACACCCAAGUGAAAACAAGACAGUAGUUACUGUGGCAACACGUACCUUUUAAAGUAUAAACACAUACACAUUUCUAGAAAACAUUUCUCAAACAAACUAAUUUAAGUAUCACAGUCUGUAUUUGCCAAGUGUCUUUGAGUAGUUCCUGAACAAGGACAGGACCAGGCUAGCUGUUUCAUCCUUCCUCGUCCAAUUAUGCUAAGCUAAGCUAAUAAACUCCUUGCUGAGGCUUUUGCUUCCCAAAAAUGCCAAACCAUUUAUAACCAUUACAAGCUGUUGCUUAACCUACUGAAUUUCAAAGUAAAGAUUUGGGGAGAUUUAGCUGCUUAAAACGAGUGUGCACAUGUUUUGUAGCCACGGUUUGCGAACAAAAGAAGGUUUUUAAAAUACUCUUUAAAGAAUGUGAAAUCAAGGCCUAGUAUUCCCAAACAGAUUUCUUUAUGUUUUCAAAUUUGGUACUACUGACAAAGUAUAAUUGGGACGUUAAGCAGUCUUUCCAGUCCAAUCAUGAUGUGCUAAGCUAAACUGAACCAAGCUAAGCUAACACCAAACACCUUGCUAUAGCUUCAGAAUUUGCAUAGAGACGUUAAAGUCAAUACUUGUGUUUCCUAAAACACUUACUGGAUUUUAAAAUAAAAGGCCAGUUUUUGUAGAUUUUGCUGUUUAAAAAACUGGAGUGUAGACUUUUAGUAACCACACUAUGUGAACAAAAGAAUGUUCUUGAGUGAUAUUUCACAGAGUAUUGAAUGAAAUAAAAGGAAUGUACUGUACUGAAGGGAAACCAGACUGUUGUACUGUUAUGGACCAACUUGAACUGUUGCUGUUUUGAUUGUUACUUAGUUUUUACAUGAUGUUCGCUUAUUAAUUAAUAGCUUAUUGAUUUGUUUAAGGGAUGUUUAGAAUAUUUCAGUUUUACUUGGGUCCUAAUAUUGUUUUUGCAUAUUUCACAAAGUCAUUGAGCCACAGAACUGGUUGUGACAUUUUUUCACUCAUUCAGACAGAAUGACGUCACAUAUUUCCCCCCCCCAAAAGUAAAUUACACACUGAUCACACUAAUUACACUGAUAUUUGUCUCUGAAUGUUCAUGAUACAUGCCAAUAAAGUGUUGUUUCCCACA
Molecule: messenger RNA, 4153 nt
Organism: Mugil cephalus (flathead mullet)
Lineage: Eukaryota; Metazoa; Chordata; Actinopteri; Mugiliformes; Mugilidae
Gene: tcp11l1
Product: t-complex 11, testis-specific-like 1
Exons: 10
Coding region: 299-1804 (501 amino acids)
Biological process (GO): signal transduction
Source: RefSeq, a predicted model, not a curated record